AUGCCUCGCCAAAGAUCCGCCGGCAGAGCCCCCUCUCGCCCUACCGUCCCCGCCCGCGCUCCCGCCGCGCCCACCCACCAGCAGCAGUCCCGGCCGGCCGCCACGUACGCCCCGGCCCAGCAGCAGCAGCACGCUCCCCACGCCCCGGCUCCCGCCGCCGCGCCCGCCGCGUCCCAGGGCCCCGGCCUCUUCGGCCAGAUGGCCAGCACCGCUGCCGGUGUCGCCGUCGGAUCCUCCAUCGGCCACGCCAUCGGCGGCCUCUUCUCCGGCGGCUCCUCCGCCCCCGCCGAGGCCCAGCAGGGCGCCGUCGCCGCGCAGGCCCCCCCUGCCCAGCAGCAGAACAGCUCCUGGGGCAACAACUGCCAGGGCGCCACCGAGUCCUUCACCAAGUGCAUGGACGAGCACGGCGGCAACAUGCAGAUCUGCGGCUGGUAUCUGGAACAACUGAAAGCUUGCCAGCAGGCUGCCAGCCAGUACUAA
This is a messenger RNA of Thyridium curvatum, 480 nucleotides long. RefSeq lists its product as uncharacterized. Gene Ontology annotation, cellular component: mitochondrion; nucleus. Bases 1 to 480 code for a protein of 159 amino acids. The record is from RefSeq and is a predicted model, not a curated record. The transcript has 3 exons. Lineage: Eukaryota; Fungi; Ascomycota; Sordariomycetes; Thyridiales; Thyridiaceae. Gene Ontology annotation, biological process: mitochondrion organization.